Molecule: messenger RNA, 5040 nt
Organism: Pseudomyrmex gracilis
Lineage: Eukaryota; Metazoa; Arthropoda; Insecta; Hymenoptera; Formicidae
Product: luciferin 4-monooxygenase-like
Exons: 8
Coding region: 194-1849 (551 amino acids)
Biological process (GO): long-chain fatty acid metabolic process; fatty-acyl-CoA biosynthetic process
Molecular function (GO): long-chain fatty acid-CoA ligase activity
Source: RefSeq, a predicted model, not a curated record
UCCACCGCUUCAGCAUGCUGUAAGGAAGCUAAAACUGUGAACACUGCUGCACAAGUGUCGUAUUCCGCGAUAAUAUAUGUAAAUAACUCAGUCGACUUUAUAAGCUGUACAAGCUAGUGACACUAACUUCAACCACUUUUAUAAGUUAUAUGUAAGCUAAUACUCACGAGCCAUACUUUCUCACUGUGUACUAAUGAAGAAACAAAGGAACGAAAAUAUCGUCAAAGAGGACCGUCUGACAUUCAGAAUAGAAAAUAAUAUUCUGAUCGGCAAGGAAAUACCGAUUCGCAAGGAAUGUACGAACGUCGGCGCGUUGGCGUUGCAAAGGCUGCGGAGCAGACCGGAAUUUGUCGCUCAAGUGGAAGCGGUUACCGGGACAGAGACCACUUUCGCGGAAAUGAUGGAGAAAAGCGUGAAAUGCGCGCUGUGGAUGCGAGAGCAAGGUGUUCAAUCGGGCGAUGUAAUCGGCAUUUGCACUCACAAUCACUUGGAGUCAUAUGUACCUCUGUUGGCGGCGCUCUACGUCGGCGCCAUUAGCCAUCCGUGGGACGACGAACUUUCUCCAACGACCGCGCGUUACUUCUUCUCUAUGACAAAGCCGAAAAUAAUAUUUCUAAAUCUCGAUUCGGCCGAGUGCAUGUCGCGAAUUGUCAAGGAGGACAAACUAGAUACCAGACUGGUGGUGUUCGAUGAUUUGGCGGGAUUCGAGCGAGCCGAGUCUCUGAAGAACAUCCUGCGGUGUCAGGACGCCACCGGGAUCGAUGAGUUCGAGUGCGCAAAACUGACGAGUCUCGAUCAGGUCGCCACGAUCGUCUGCUCGUCCGGCACUAGUGGCUUUCCAAAGGGAACCGAGAUCAGUCACGCGUCCAUGAUCAAUUACAUGACUCACGUCAGAAUUCAUGAUCUCAGAGGACACGUGUCCAUGUGGACACCCACCAUGCGCUGGUAUUGCGGUUUGUUUAUCGUCAUCAAGGCCAUCUUGGACUGCUCCAAGAGGAUCAUAGUCCCGGAUUGCGACGACGACGAGGAACUGUGCCGCUUCAUCGAGAAACACGAGGUAUCCUGGUUUAGAUGCGAUUCCUGCUUCCCCAUUCGACUGGUAAAGUUCGACAUACUAAGCAAGUACCGACUACCAACAUUGAAAAUCCUUUUGUUUGGGGGCGCGCAUUUCCGCGGAGAGCUGCAGCAGACUCUGGUGGAACUUUUGCCGCACACAAGUGUCAUAUUGAGUUAUGGAAUGACGGAUUAUGGUGGAUUAUGCGCCCGUCAGACAAAAUACAGUAAACCAGGCAGUUGCGGAUUUGUCUGCGAAACGGGACGGCUGAAAGUGGUCGAUCCUAACACAGGUCAGAUCUUGGGGGCCAACAAAACAGGAGAAAUACUGGCCAAAUCGUCGUACAUGAUGAAUGGAUACUACAAUAAUCCUGAGGCUACCAGGAGCGCAAUCGAUUCGGACGGAUGGUUACAUACCGGUGAUCUUGGUUACUACGACAACGACGGCGAAAUCUUCCUCGUCGACAGAAUGUCGGAAUUCAUCAACUAUAGAGCCAUCAAGAUAUCGCCCGCGGAAAUGGAAGCUUUGAUUCAGCAACAUUCCGCAGUCCUUGAAGUUGCGGUGGUAGCCGUGCCACACGUUAUCGACGAAGAACAUGCGAUGGCCUUUGUUGUAAAAGUACCUGGCAAAGAGACGACGGAACUCGACAUAACCGACUUGGUGAAGCGGAACAUGCCGUGGUACUGCAGGUUGCAUGCGGGAGUUAAAUUCAUGCAAAAGCUUCCCCGCACGGCCACCGGGAAGAUCGCUAAGAAGGAGCUCAAGCAGAUCGCUAAGAGUUACGCAACAAAUUGAAACGAUACGUCGUACUAUAUGUACCUAAGCUGCCCCAUAUUAAUUUUAUACAUUUUACAUCCAAUAAAUUAAUUUGCACCUAAUAGUGUCGAUCAUUUCUCUUUGUCAUUUUUGUAGCAAAAGCAUUAUCGUUUUAUCACAUGUUCGUAAUUUAGAGGCGCGUGUAUUUUAUUAGAUGAUUAUCAAUAAAAUACGAUACUACGAUGUAGUAUCGUGAUAUACACACAUAUCGUUAUGUUGUUGUUAUGAUACAGCAAUUAAGGCAACAUCGGAAAAACAUCAGUUUCCGUACGAAUUGCUAUUUGUAACAAUAUAUAAAUGCAUUCAUCGAUCACUAUUUAUCAUAUAAAUGUGCAAAUAUUAUCGAUAUAAAGAGAUUAUUUAACAAUAAUUUUAGGACAAGUAGUCUUAAAGUAGCUUCUACUUGUUCGUAUUAUCACAAAAGACAAACGAGCAUCGUAAGUCAUAUAGAAAAUACUGCGGCACAAAAUAUUGUAACAAUUUUACAGUUCAAAGUAUAACGGGAAAACCUUCGUUGAGAACGUUAGAACGAAACUCAGAAGAUUCUUCGAACGUCUUGCUCGUCUAUUUUGUCAUUUUUGUGAGCGGAUUUUCUCAUCGCAGGACAUUCAUGUUACUACGUCGUCCUUAUUACGAGCACCGCAAUGUAGCUCGCGAUAUAUGCAUCAAAAAGAGAAACUCGAGCGAAGCAAGAGCUAGGAGUACGCAAUUCUGUAAAAUACCAUCCGACUCGAUUGCCGUGCCGAUGCAAGUGGGAGAAAAGAAAAGAUAAAAGCGAGUUGUCUCUUUAUUUGACUUAGAGACGUAAUAUGACGCUUGACACUUAGUUGUCAUUGUGUACGUAGCUGCACGCUUAUUCGCGGAUCUUUAUUAAUUCAUAUCUUGUUAAUUAUUACGAAUCUUGUAAAGUGGUAUAAAACUUUUCGCGCGCGCGACUCAGAAUAACUUCUACCUGCCUAUGAGCGGUGAGAUACGGUAAUUACCGGACAUCCUGUAUAUAUAUAUAUAUACAUAUAUAUUAAUAUACGCGGAAGUAAUUCCAAUCCAAUGAAUUAUACCCGUCGCGCUUUACAUAUUUACGUGCACGAAUGGCUGAUAAACGCGUGUUAAAGUUCUUCAUCGUCCAUUUACGCAUUUGCAUAAUUAAUGCUGAAUGCAAUAUGCCUUGUUGAAACGAAAGAGGAGAAGAGGGAAGACAUAUAGCCAAAUCUCAAUUAUUAAAAUACUUUUGCCGCGCAUUAUUAUAUAAACCAUAUAUAUCGCCAAACAAAAUAUCAAAUGUGUGUGAUAUGAUAUUCUUAUUGAAACGUAAUCGUUCAACUGUUUUCAUAUCAGCUUUCUGAUCAGUUAAAUAUAAAUAGAAUAUAGAUUCAAUAAGAUUACUUGUAUACAUAAUGACAAGAUAUUGAGUACUUUAUCUCGAUGCAGUAACUGUGUAUAUUGAUGCGUAUAUAAAAUCUUUGAAAAUAUUUUGAAAAAUGUUUACUAUAAGCGCAAAAAACGCAAAAUUGCGGUUCCGCGCACGUGUAACCGCCUUCAAAUGUAAAGCGUUCGCGCGAAACUGCCGCAAAGUUUUAAUAUUUGCUCUACGGCAUGUUUAGCAAGCGCUACGUUUCCUCCGGCCAACAGGGGAAAAACUCGACUAAGUGUUCUUAAGUAAGUACCUAAGCGCGCACGAGGUUCAAAAAGAAGCGCUCUCCGAGAUAAUUUCGUUCUCACGCCCAGCUUUAAAAUCAAAAUGGUUCAGCGAGGCCGAAUUAAACAAGUCGGAUUUAAUUAAGUAAUUAUCCGAUGCUGAAACUAUAACAAUGGCAAAAUAAGUUUUGCAUCGUGCACAGUCGCCUCUGAUUAAGAAUUAGAUAAGUUUCAGAUUACAUUUUUUUGAAUGACAAUAUUAUAAUCAAUCUUCUUCAAGAUAAAUUUAACAGCUGACGAGCAGGCGCCAAAAACUCGAUGGAAUCGAUACAGACAAAAAGGACGGAUUUGAUAAAAUUGUAACUUAAAUUAAUAAGAAGAUAAAAGCUUGUCGAGUUUUACGAAGUCAAAUGUAUUUUUUUUACAUAGAUAAUUUUGCAAAGAAUAUUUGUAAUAGAUAUAACAAGAUCACGUUUCAGUCGCGCGAUCGAAACAUUUGACGCGUGCAAAUAUGCGUAACAUGUGGAAGUCGAUUGUGUAUCGCAAAACCUAGUGAAAAUCACAAAAAUACACUUUUGCUUGAUUGGGUAAUUUUUAUCAUAGUAAAAAUGCGAUAUUUUUCACGUAAGAUUAAUAAAAAAGUUUACGUUGAAUUGUGUUUAAGUAUCGUAUCAAGCAAUAAUUGUUUUAAUGAGCAAUUGAUAUUGCAUUUUUACUUUUAUCAUAACCAAUCGCGUGUAUUUUUUCAUGUGAAAUAAAAGUACAAAAAGUGAAAACAUUCGACAGAGAUACAAAAUCGUGCUCUGAUUUAAGGAAAAUUAUCUCCUCGCUUGCUUUUGUUGCGGGAAAGAAACAUGAUAACUGCGGAGCAAGAAUAAGAAGCUAGGAGAUCGUAGAGAGAAAAAGAGAGAAACAACUUAGCAUAGUCACAAGUGUGAAAAAUAUGAAAUUUCACAGCGUCGAGAAAGAUUCACGUCCGUUUGAAUGAAAAUUUUUUUCUCUCUCUCUCUCUCUCUCUCUCGUGAGCCGACUCUUCAUAAUCUCUGUGGAAACUUACCGCAAUAUCUAUCGCGAAUGUGCGAUUCUAUUGUGACAAUAACAGCGAUAGCGGCGCAAACGGCGAUAAGAUGCGAGAUAACAAAAUGGACAGAAGCACAACACAUCUCGCGAAGAGAAUUAGCAUUAUAUUAACAACUUUUGAAAAAACAAACAAAUUUGUAACAUGUGUUCUGAUAAAAACUGCUUUGUUACUGUUUUGAUGUUGAAUAAUAAUUGAGAAAAAUACUAUCAAUAUAAUUGUUUGACACAUUAUUGACACAUUAUCAAUAAUCAUCGAUAAGUUACAAAAUAAUUUUUACACACUGUUAAAUUAUAAUUAAUGCAAUUUUCCAACAGCAAAGCUAUUGAUGAACAAAGCAUGUGUUCUCAGAUUUCUCAGAUGUCAAGCAGUACGAUAAUUGUAAAUUAUUCAUAUGAAAAUAUAUAUCUUGAUAAGCGUUUAUGUAUUUAUGUAAUUGCGUGUUGUAGUAUGUUUG